Molecule: messenger RNA, 489 nt
Organism: Adineta ricciae
Lineage: Eukaryota; Metazoa; Rotifera; Eurotatoria; Adinetida; Adinetidae
Source: the annotation of a GenBank genome assembly
AUGCUCUAUCAAGAGGUUUACCGUCUUUGGCAAAUCCAUCAGAAAACAAACCGAUCGAAUCGAAGUCUUGUCGCGCAAAGUUCCUACAAAAAUAAACCACAAUUACUGGCGUUAUUGUCGCGUGUUGUUCAACAUCGUUCAUUACUACAAACAAUUGUUGAUCGAUCUCAACUAUUAGAAAGAGAAACUUUCUUAGCUAAUGAUCUAGCUCUGAUUCUUAUCUAUGAUCAAGUCUUCGGUACACAUGUUCGAGGAAAAUUCAAGGGAAUGUUGAAACGUAAUCAAUCGUCGAUUGACAAAUGUGUGGAAACUCUUCUCAACGAACAUGGUGUCUCAUCUGUGUCUGAUCUACUUGAUGCAACAUCAUCAAAGUCAAUUGUGUCGAUCGAAAUUCCACGUUAUGUUCGAAUCAAUCUAUUAAAAACAAAAGCCAAACAACUUCGAUUAAAUCUCAAAGAACUAUCAUUCAAAAAGAUGAAAAAUGUGUGA